AUGCCGAACGCGGAGAUGAAGAGCAACAUAUGGCCACUUCGGACCGGUAGGCGUCGUGAAGGCAUGCCGCGAGGUUCGAUACCUAAUCGGGAAAGACCGGCUACUUCGGUGUGGCUUGGAGCGAAGCGCGCGCUUGGCCGAGCGGCGUCGAGUGGCCCUAUUGUUCGCCGAAUGCGGAAGACGUUCCGAGAUCUACGCACGAGGCAUCGGGAAGACCGUGCCGAGCUUCGACAGCUCGCCUAUCGCAAGGCUCUGGGCACCAUCCGCGACGAGGAGACGGAGUUGCGCGUCGCCGCCGCCGUCAAACAGCUCGCCGAGCGGGCGUCGGAGUCGUGGGUUGAGUGGGCGCGCGGGGACUGGCCUGAGCUCGCGACCGCCAUCGAUGCCGAGGUCGCGAAGCGUGCGAAGGCCGCCGAGGAGCGCCGCCUCGAAGACGAACGGCGUCGAAAGGACGAAGAGGACCGUCGGAAGCAGGCCGAAGACGAGCGUCGCGCACAAGAGGCCGCCGACGAGGAGUUGGCGAGGAUCGCGGCCGCCGAAGGACUCCUUCCCGACCCUGCGCCUGCCGGUGUCGACAAGGGGAAAGGGCGCACGAGGGUCAACGAGGAGGUCGCUGAGUUGUCCGACGACCCUUCGAUCAAGACUCCUCGGACGCUCGAGCGUCCUUUCGCAAUGACGGAGGUCGAUAUGGCCGCCGUUGCGCUUGAGAAGCGCCUGUCGGGACAGAAGUGCGAUCGUUGCGCCGGCUACCGCUCGGCCCCGGUCGAUUGGGUGUGGGUCGAGAACGGUACGACCUGCGAGAGGUGCGCGCAGUUCCAACAGGGCUGCUAUUUCGACAAGGUGUCUGUCCUAGGCAAGACAAAGAAGACGCGCGGCGGGGGAUCAACCACCAAAAAACGCAUUCGGCCGGCCUCGCCUGGGCCUUCGAUCACGGACUCGGGUGGUUCGAAGAAGCGUCGCGUCGACGAGCCUCCGCGCCCCCUUCUACAACGGCCUCUCGAUGGGGCCAGCCGCCUUGGGCUCGAGCAGGACGACCUUGACGCGCUCGACCUUGACGACGAAUCUCGUGGAAUCAUCCGCGUCAUUCGCGAGGAGCGUGCCCACAUCGCGCGCCGUCGAGCGCUCCUCCACGACAUGGACCUCGACCUUCAAAAGAUGGAGAAGGACGCGCUCGCGAAAGGGGGAAUCGGGUUCGUGCGCGGGGUUGUUGACGAGGACUAG
Postia placenta MAD-698-R-SB12 is the source of this 1221-nucleotide messenger RNA. RefSeq lists its product as hypothetical. NCBI's taxonomy places the organism in Eukaryota, Fungi, Basidiomycota, Agaricomycetes, Polyporales, Adustoporiaceae. The record is from RefSeq and is a predicted model, not a curated record. The transcript is spliced from 6 exons. Bases 1 to 1221 code for a protein of 406 amino acids.